AGGGUGGGAACACUGGGGGAAGAAGAGACUCCCGCAAGAGUAGGACGGAUUGAACGGGCUGCACUGACAAGAGAAGAGAGUGUGGAGAGCGGAAUGGGGAAAUUUCAGUCCAAACACGCAGCAUGCAAGAGAAGAGAAAACCCAGAAGGGGACAGCUUUGUAGUGAACUCCUACGUGGGCAACCGUAAAGGAUUGGAAGAAGGAGACAGGUUUGGAGUCGGGGAGCACAGGUCGAGAGACAAACAGGAGUUACUGAAUGGGGAACUGAAAGAGGGACAUUUUCGGGAGGACCAAUGCCCCCUGGAGGUUGCCCUUCCUCCUGAGAAAAUAGAAGGAUGUGAAGGUUACAUACAGCCUUUUAAUCUAGAAGAUGGAGAAAAAGUUGCGAAUAAAGACAUAAACCGAGGAAUGGGAAAGAAGCGGUUAAAUAUUGAUGAACUUCAGUGUGAUGUUUCAGUGGAAGAUGACAAUCGUCAAGAAUGGACAUUUACCCUAUAUGAUUUUGACAACAGUGGAAAAGUAACCAAAGAGGACAUGUCCAGCUUGAUGCACACCAUUUAUGAAGUUGUGGAUGCUUCAGUUAACCAUUCCUCCACCAAUAGCAAGACACUUCGGGUCAAACUCACUGUGAGCCCCGAACCUUCCAGCAAGAGGAAGGAGGGCCAUCCAGAUAGAGAAGCUGUUCGAUGUAAGACCGAAGGAGAGCACUUGGAAGAAAUGAGGAUGGCAGACAAGAGACUAUCUGCUCAUGUGAGGAGGCCAAACAAUGACCACCACCAUUACACCGUGCGUGAGCAGUACUGUGUUGAUGAAAAUACUGAAAGAAGGAACCAUUACCUUGAUCUUGCUGGAAUUGAAAACUAUACUUCAAAGUUUGGGCCAGGUUCACCUCCAGCACAACCCAAACAAGAACACCACGGCAGACCUUCCCAUUCCCAAAACAGGUCCCGUUCCCAGGAGUCCGAGGCCCACAUAGUGCAUCAUCGGAGGUCACAGGUGCUUGCUGAUUAUUCUGUCCCGGCUGCUGACCCUAUCCCGAGGGUCUUGGAGAUGCAACAAAGGUUGAAAGGUCAAGAAAAGCAGUUCCUGAAGUCGCCAAAGGGUUCGGGAAAAAUGCCAGCCAUGGCAGGGGCGAGUGGGAGCGGGAAGCCAGGGAAAGCAUUUAACUACUACAUGCCCGCCGCGCCCUCCCCAGCGGCUCAGGAUGUGUACCAUCUCCAACAGCAGCCACAUCCUCACAAGAAGUACCGGCAGAAGGCUAAGGACUCCCACUCCCCCCUGAAAGCCACUCACUCCCAGCCUGCUGUCUUGGAGCAUGAGGUGAUCAGGGAUUUACCCCCUGUCCUAACCAAUGAGGGCUACGUCAUUCCUGUGAUUCAGAGACACGAGCAUCAUCACCACCAUGAACAUCACCACCAUCACCACUAUCACCACUAUCAUCAGUCCUGAGGCAGGAGCUGAGUUUUAUUCAGGAGGCAAUCCCAGUGAACUGUGUCUCCAGGAAUGGAGUUUGGGACUGGAGAAAGGGAAGGGGCAGCAGGGACUGAGUCAGAAGGGAAAGGAGUAUAUUCAUCUGUUUACUAAUUAUAGCAUUGGGGUCAUCUUUCCUUCUGAAAUGAAAUGUUGGCAAAUCCAUGCAAAAACAAAAAAAAAUGCUGAAUUUAUCAUUGCUUUUCACUUUAAAAAACCCACCUUACAGAUGUGCAUAAAAAAUAUUCUUUUCUUUUCUAUUAAAUAUUUAGCUCUAGAUCUCAGGUGUGGGUACAGCUACAAAGUUGUACCAUGAUGCUCUACAGAGAGGUCUUUUUAAAAAAUAUACUGUAGUCUCAUAAUGUUUUUAAUGAAUGCGUUUGAGGCCACUGCCACCUCUCAGUUAGAAUGCUGUUUUAUGUACUCCAUAAAAACCAUAUAUAUAUUUGUAGAAAGAUAAAUUUAUAUCUGCUUAUGUUUAUAAUUCCAAGAUGAGGCCUUCUUUUUGGUAAAAUAAUAAUAAUAAUAAUCUCUGCUCAGAUGAUCUUAAGAUAUUUUCUCACAACUUUGUUGGUUAUUUUUAUUGGUGCUUCCAACCAUUUUCUGGGAAGUUGUCAGAUGAUUGAUAGCUAACCUGUGAGGCGUGUAUGUCCAGAGUGAAUGUAAUGCAUUGUAACCUUUAAAAUAACUUAUUCAUUAUGAGAUCAUGAUGGUGGUUUGACUAAAUAGCUUUUUCAUGGUCUGCAAAGUUGUGGGUGGUUCCUUUUGAUAUGUGGUGUCAAGCACUGAACAUAGUGAGGGAAAGGCAGUAAGUAGCAUGGUGUUGAGUGUUUGCCAUUGGUCUGAGUGUUGUUGCUGUUUCUGGGAAAGGAAACUUAGGUGGCUUUCUACCUGAGAUCCAGCUACAUGAGUCAUGUGACUAGAGAAACCCCUGUAGGACAUCAGUUCUAAUCCUAGCUCUUGCCAUAAGCUGGGGGUGUUAUCACAGACAAAUCAUGACUCUUCUGGGCCUUGGUUUCCUCAUCUCUAACAGGCUAGUCUAAGUUAUCCUUUAAGUCCCCUCCAGCUUCCUAACUCAGUGACUCAAAGAAAUGUUAGAUUUGAGUGAAAAAGGAAAAAAUUGAGAAAGGUAAACAUGAUUAAUGGCUACCAUUUUAUUAUAGCAAUGAUACUACUCUGGCAAACUAAGGAAAAGUAGUCCUCUUUAUUUGGGGUACAGCUAACAACUAAGUAGAUUCAAUAGAUGGAGAGUGGAAUUGUAGUAGAGAAAUGGGUGGUUUUGGAAAUGGAAGGGAGCAGAAGGGGGUAGGAUCAGUGGAUUGGAGGAAGAAUUCUGGUCCUAGUUUUAGGAUCCUGAACUCUAUUUCUUUAUGCCUCAGUUUACUGAUCUUUAAAAUAGGCAUCUCCCACAUUGGAAGGAUAGUGUGUGGAUUUUAUUGUGAGUCAGUCACGUGAAGAGUAGAGAAUAGCAUGAUAUUAACUGGAAGUAUUGUUGUAACUAUGACACAACUAUUUUCUGAGUUGAGAAAAUGAACAUUUUUAACUCCUAUAUCCCCGCCAAAGCUACCUUCUUAAUAGUUAAGUCACCUUUUUCAAUUAAAAAAGGAUGAAAAAUUUGGGAUGCACUAUCCAAAAGUUAGGCAGGACCGUGAAUAAAUUUUAAUGUUCUGUAGUGUAAGGUAAGCAGUUGAGACUCAUGGUUCUGGUGAAGGUGGGGAAGUGUACAGGAUACACUAGUGGAAAGGUCAAAGAUAUGUUGUUUGGGUUUGUUAGGGUUUGUUUUGGGGGAUGGGUUACUUGUGAAUUUGUAUAUCUGACAAUAUAUUUGCUUUCUUAACAUUGUAUUGGUAUAAUAAUAAGCAACAUGUCAUUGGAUUUUUUCAGAUGUCAUAAUAAAGUGUGUGUCUUUAUAAUAUUAUACACUACUUUAAAAGCAAGCUUUUCCUCAUAUAUACAGUCCAUAUAUAUCUAUGUCAAUGUAUGAUUAUAGAUAUAUAGAUAUGCACACAGUAUAUAUGCACUUGCUAUAUAGAGAGCAUAUCUAUCUGUAUAUAUACAUUUAUAUAAAAAAGAAAAAUUAAUAUAUAUAUAUAUAUAUACAUACACACAUGACUCCAUAUUUAUGGAUAAAGUUAUUUCUUUUCCAUUAUGCUGCUCUCAAAGAAAAACUGAAUUCUAAAGUAGAUUAAUGAUAGAGGGAACAAAUUCUAUACCAUUGCCUCAAGUUAGAGAGACCAAGUUGUAAAUGAGAAUUUUGGAUCUUUGUAAAUACAAGUUUGGUUGUUGGAGCAAAGCAAGCCCCUACUUUCUUCUAGGCACUUAUUCCUAUUGCUCUCCCAUUUAAUAGAUUUUUAUAAUUGUGUUCAACAUGAUAACUAAUUGGUUUCCCCUUCCACAAUCUGAGGCCAUCAUUGACUCACACAGAAAGGGAAGUGGAGAACUGAGGGAAUUAUCUGGCUAUUCAAUCCCCAAACAUCUUUUUUUGUCUUAGCUAUCUAAAUGUGUCAAGGCAUAAAGCCACUAAGCAGGAGGAGGGAGACUACAGGAGCCCAGAGCUGCCCUUUUUCACAUUCCAUUUGCAUGGAAUCUCUGUGAAUGCGUGUGUGCCACUAAAUGUUUUGGACAGUAUUCUUCCAAUAAAAUCCUAGUGUAACAAAGUAGCUCACAUCACUGUAUGGAUAUUUUUUGCAAAAAAAAAUGCUUUGUAAUAGCUGUAUUGGAUUUCAUUUGUACAUGGACUUAAAUAAAUUCAUUAUUUAUUUA
Molecule: messenger RNA, 4233 nt
Organism: Antechinus flavipes (yellow-footed antechinus)
Lineage: Eukaryota; Metazoa; Chordata; Mammalia; Dasyuromorphia; Dasyuridae
Gene: NKD2
Product: NKD inhibitor of WNT signaling pathway 2
Exons: 10
Coding region: 94-1449 (451 amino acids)
Biological process (GO): negative regulation of Wnt signaling pathway
Cellular component (GO): cytoplasm
Molecular function (GO): calcium ion binding
Source: RefSeq, a predicted model, not a curated record